UUUUCAACGCAACAGCUGCGUUCUUCCUCUUUCCAUCAUGCCAGGAGGAGAUGUUGUUCAAAAUUCUAAUGGAUCAUCAUCCUUUGAUUCAUCAAAUCCCUUGUUCCUACACCAUUCAGACCAUCCUGGUCUUUUGCUUGUUUCGAAGCCCUUAAAUGGCGAUAAUUAUUAUUCUUGGUGCCGUGUUAUGAGGAUUUCCCUCAGUGCCAAGAACAAAACUGGUUUUAUUACCGGAAAGAUUGAAGAACCAGAUGAAGAAUCUGAACCUGAUGAGCAUGCCCUUUUGGCAACGAUGCAAUGAUAUGGUACUUUCUUGGAUUCUCAACUCGUUGGAACCAGACUUGGUUGAAUCCAUUCUCUCCUGCAACACUCCUCGUGCUAUUUGGGAGGAUCUUCGUGAGAAAUUCUCACUUGGGAAUGCUCCACACAUAUUUCAUAUUCAAAGAGACAUAUACAGGAUCGAACAAGGUCAGAUGUCAGUUUCUGUAUACUCUACAAAGUUGAAGGGAUUAUGGGAUGAGCUUUCUUCAUACAACUCAGCUGCAUGUACUUGCGAUCAAAAUGAUCGUACCAAAUUGAUGCAAUUUCUCAUGGGACUUAAUGAGACAUAUUCAGGUACGCGUGAACAAAUAUUGUUAAUGAAUCCCUUACCUUCUGUUCGUCAGGCAUAUACUUCAGUUAAACAGGAAGAAAAGCAGCGUGAGUUGGGCUCUUCUGCUGUGCCAUCGAAUAUGGCAGCUAUGAUGGUGCGCAGUAGCAACAACAAUUGGAGGCAAAAAACAAGCACUCCAGGAAAUCAAAACAAAGAGCCUUUUGCAUGCACAUAUUGUGGGGGAGAAUUUCAUAGGGAGGCCACAUGUUGGAAGAAGAAUGGAUACCCUCCUGGGCAUCCAAAACACAAGAGUGUAGAUGAAGAUCAAAGCUUAGAAGCUGCUGCAAAUAAAACAUGGAAUUCUUUCCAAGGACAUUAUGGCAAGAAAUCUGGCAAUUAUGGGAACCGAACCAAGAGAUAUGCUUCUGCCAAUUCCGUGGAUGCAAGUAAUCAAGUUCCUAGUCUUCAAGAACUCCAAGAUGUCCUGCCGAACCUCAAUGAAGCACAAUAUGUUCAAGUAAUUACUGCAAUGAAUCCCAAAGCAACUGCUCCUCAAGCUAAUGCAGCCUCGGCAUCACUUUUUGAAUUUUCUGAAGGACUUGGUUACGAGGACAAUGAUUGGUGUGGGUAAGCGACGUGGUGACCUAUACUAUCUUGUGGCGUUGGCUUCCAUUCCUCCAUCCAACCGCUUUGCUUGCAAUUUAACCAUUUCAUCCAACCUAUGGCACCGAUGCCUUGGC
Messenger RNA from Rosa chinensis, 1332 nucleotides. RefSeq lists its product as uncharacterized. Lineage: Eukaryota; Viridiplantae; Streptophyta; Magnoliopsida; Rosales; Rosaceae. The transcript has 2 exons. The coding region runs from base 252 to 1223 and encodes 323 amino acids. The record is from RefSeq and is a predicted model, not a curated record.